This is a messenger RNA of Corticium candelabrum, 1320 nucleotides long. RefSeq names its product phospholysine phosphohistidine inorganic pyrophosphate phosphatase-like. The transcript has a single exon. Gene Ontology annotation, cellular component: cytosol. The record is from RefSeq and is a predicted model, not a curated record. Gene Ontology annotation, molecular function: phosphatase activity; inorganic diphosphate phosphatase activity. NCBI's taxonomy places the organism in Eukaryota, Metazoa, Porifera, Homoscleromorpha, Homosclerophorida, Plakinidae. Gene Ontology annotation, biological process: dephosphorylation. Bases 164 to 967 code for a protein of 267 amino acids.
AACGAGAUUUGCUGAUAUUGUCAUUUGUGUACGCUGGGAAGUUUGCUUUAGACGGUGUUGCUGUGUUGUGGAAUUUAGAUAUCUAUACCUUCGUUUUGUCGGUACGAGGUCCUGGUUAUUUUUUUAGUGAAAAUCUUUCCAAUUAGUAGUACAAGCAAGGAUAAUGGCUUGGGCUCAGUCUCCAAAGAUACAUGGUCUACUUUUGGACAUCACUGGUGUGUUGUACAACAGCGGAGAAGGGGGCGGUGCCGCUAUUGCCGGCUCCGUCGACGCCGUCAGCAGUCUCCGCACUGCCGACAUUCCCGUUCGAUUCUGCACGAAUGAAACACAAGUCACUUGUCGGAAGCUGGUCGAGAAGUUACGUCGUCUAGGUUUUGACGAUAUAGAAGAGAACGAAGUCUUCUCGCCCGUUCCUGCUGUGGUGACGGAGUUGAAGCGCCGUCGACUGCGGCCGCAUCUGCUUGUUCAUUCCGCCGCACUUCCGGACUUUGACGGACUAGACACAUCAGAUCCAAAUGCGGUCGUCGUAGGAGACGCGGCCGAAUACUUUACGUAUGAUAGGCUGAAUGAGGCGUUUUUGGUUUUAAUGAAGAGUCCAGAUGUUGUGCUGUUUUCAUUAGGAAUGGGACGUUAUUACUGUGAGACAGAUGGUCUUAAGAUGGACAAUGGGGCGUUUACUCGUGCCCUCGAAUAUGCCAGUGGUAAAACGGCUGAAAUUAUUGGAAAACCGGCAAAAUCUUAUUUCUUGUCUGCUGUAAACAGGUUGGGUGUGUCAGCGGAGUCGGUAGUUAUGAUUGGAGAUGAUGUUGUUAGUGAUGUUGGAGGAGCACAGCAGGCUGGACUGAGAGGAGUAUUGGUUCGAUCAGGGAAGUACCGGCCAACGGAUGAACAUCAUCCCGAUGUGAAACCAAGUGGUAUUGUCGACGAUCUUGCACAAGCGGUGGAUAUUAUUUUACGAGGGCAGUAGAGACAACUCUGUCGACUUAUUUUGUGUUGAGAACAUUUUGAAAUUAUUGAAGGAUGCAAGGUAAAAGCUGUGCAAGCACUGUUGUACAUAUAUAUGGAGACCAGUCAAAUUCACUUCCAUCAUAUAUUACUUUGACCUGUCGACUAAAUUUAGAAAGAAAUAACAUUUGUAUUGAGUGUGAUGUGUACCAGGCUGUGGCUGUAUGACAUUUGAAAGUCCACUUGACUAAGUGUUUAUCUAGCACCGGACUAUCUUUACGAGGAUCUCGCUUGUCAAUGCUACAUGUAUGUUUGCGUUAUAUGUCUACUGAUUCAUACGUACAGUUGGCGAAGAAACAUGGGACUUCGAGACGA